This is a messenger RNA of Malurus melanocephalus (red-backed fairy wren), 1855 nucleotides long. RefSeq names its product agmatinase (gene AGMAT). Bases 174 to 1331 code for a protein of 385 amino acids. The record is from RefSeq and is a predicted model, not a curated record. Gene Ontology annotation, molecular function: agmatinase activity; metal ion binding. The transcript has 8 exons. NCBI's taxonomy places the organism in Eukaryota, Metazoa, Chordata, Aves, Passeriformes, Maluridae.
CUUUUGAGGAGUAAAUCCUGUUGCUGUGUGGCAGUGGAGUGUCCGGCUGCACUUUGAUCGCUGGAGGGAGGCUUGGCAGAGGCAGCUGGCACUCUGCCCGAGCUGGGAGCGGGCUCCACAGCACCCCUUGCUGCGUUUCCUGGGGGACAGAGGGUGGCACCGCGUGGGUCAGGAUGAGGCCCCUGCUCUGGACUGCCUGCAGCCAGCUGCUGCCCCGGGGASCUGGACUCUGCGCUCCCAAGCCAGCUGUGACUGCUGUGGUGACCACCUCACACCAUGGCCUGCAUCCCCAGGCUCCUCAGGCCGCCUCCAGCUCCCCACCCAGUGUGUCUGCAGGGUUCCUCCAGCCCCUGGUCGCAGGGAGCAGAGCCCCCCGCCGCUGGAGCUCGCAGUUCAACGUGCCCCCCAGUGCCCUGCUCGUGGCCCGGCCCGUGGGGAUCUGCUCCAUGAUGCGGCUCCCGGUGCAGGCGUCGGCGGAGGGACUGGACGCAGCGUUUGUCGGUGUUCCRCUGGACACGGGCACGUCCAACCGGCCGGGAGCCAGAUUUGGCCCACGGCAGAUCCGUGCUGAGUCUGCCAUGGUGAGGAGGUACAACAGCAGCACCGGCGCGGCGCCGUUCGACUCCCUGCGCGUGGCYGACAUCGGGGACGUCAACGUCAAUCUCUACAACCUGCCCGACAGCUGCCGCCUCAUCCGCGAGUCCUACCAGGGCAUCGUGGCCUCUGGCUGUGUGCCCCUCACCCUGGGUGGAGAUCACACCAUAACGUACCCAAUCCUGCAGGCCCUGGCAGCAAAGCACGGUCCCGUGGGGCUGGUACACGUGGAUGCUCACACCGACACUGGAGACACGGCCCUGGGGGAGCGCAUCUACCACGGGGCCCCGUUCCGGCGCUGCGCCGAGGAAGGGCUGCUGGACCGCGGCCGCGUSGUGCAGAUCGGCAUCCGAGGCUCCUCCUAUGACCCCGAUCCCUACCAGUACUGCCGGGAACAGGGUUUCCGGGUGGUCCCGGCUGAGCAGUGCUGGAUGAAAUCCCUGGAGCCGCUGAUGRGGGAGGUGAGGGCGCAGAUGGGGGACAAACCAAUAUACAUCAGCUUCGAUAUCGAUGGGCUGGACCCCGCCUACGCCCCGGGCACCGGCACCCCGGAGAUCGCUGGGCUCACCCCCGCGCAGGCUUUGGAGAUUAUUCGUGGCUGCAAAGGCCUGAACAUAGUGGGGUGUGACCUCGUGGAAGUGGCACCGAUGUACGACAUCUCUGGCAACACAGCCCUCCUGGGGGCAAACCUACUGUUUGAGAUGCUGUGUGUUCUCCCAGGAGUGAAGACACUGUGAGUGCAGUUCCCACCUGCCCAGGGGAGAUGCUGCUCUGUGUCUUCAGCCAGGCUUUCAUGUCCCCUUCCCUUCAGGGGGCUGCAGCCAGCAUGGGCUUUGCAGCACGAAAUAAACGGCAUUGACCACUAGAAAAGGUACUUAUAAGCUGAAAAACAGUAGGGAACAGGAUGGACACCCCAUUUAACUGGGGUUGGGAGCUUUGGAGUUGGCCUGGGAAAGGAUAGAUGAGGGUAGUGGCAUUUUGCCUCUGGAAUUACUCACCCAUCUCACAGGGCUUCUGGAAAAAACUGUCACUAGUAAAAGGUUUGUUCCAUUAAUAUAUGGUAGCAGGACAGUGAAUGUCGAAGAAGGGAGGRUGUGAAGGGGGCCUGGGGUUCCUGCUGACAGUUAGGGAGAUAUCUGACCAAAUUUCUUGCUGGUGAAAUAACCAAGAGCCUCCUAUGGCAGGAGCAUUUUAAGCUCCUGGAAUUUUUGAGAGGACAUGGAGGUGAGAUUAGUUUGUACAUGGAGACACAGAGCCACCA